Molecule: messenger RNA, 366 nt
Organism: Diaporthe citri
Lineage: Eukaryota; Fungi; Ascomycota; Sordariomycetes; Diaporthales; Diaporthaceae
Exons: 2
Coding region: 1-366 (121 amino acids)
Biological process (GO): regulation of mRNA processing; spliceosomal complex assembly
Source: RefSeq, a predicted model, not a curated record
AUGGCUUCAAACCCAACCAAUGAGGCGUGCGCUGCGCUAAUAGCUGACACCCAGCAACAAUCCGGCGUCGUGGUGACCGAUUUGGGCAACAUUGAGGAGGGUGGAGAUGCAUACCAAUCAGGGGGAUUCCAUCCAGUCUACAUUGGCGAUGUGUAUGCAAGCAAGUAUGAAGUCAUGAGCAAGAUUGGCUACGGACGCUACUCGACAGUUUGGCUUGUCAAGGACCUCUCGAAACCGCUGGAAGAUGAGCACCGAUUCAAGGCUCUCAAAGUUCUGAGUGCGGAGUGUUACGGCCAGGAUAGUCCCAUCUUCGAGAGAGAGAUUCUCACCCACCUUCGCGCCGGUGACCGUAAACUGCUGGGCUAA